AUGGUGAGGAGAUUUAAAAGAAAGAAUAACCUUCAUUCACUCGUUGCAGUCCCGAAGAAAAAAAACAACAUCGGUGGCCUUGAGCGCAACAUCAGUGCUUCCAAGUACGGCGAUGAUGGUACUAGUCGUGGCAAUGAUGGUGAACUUGACAUGCGAGACCAGUCAAUAUCUCCUCCCCAUCAUAAUGAGCGAAAUACUGAAUUUUACAGAAAGAAAAUAAAUGGAGCAAAGCGCGGCAAUGAUAAUGGUGAUAUACACAACCAAAGCAAUAAUAUCACAAACGACCCAAAUACCAAAACUACCUAUCAAGGAAAUGCUCGACCAAUCCUGAAGCCGAAGUCAAUUCUACGUCGUUCCCAGAACAAUGCUAAUACCGGAAAACCUGUCAUACCCAAGAACCCAUUUGCAACUGGUUUUUCCCCAAUGGCUCAGCAAAGUAGUCCAUAUACGCCUGGGUCUUCUUCAAUGACCCAACAAGGUAAUAAUACGUUUGAACACGGAUCUCCAAUAAUGCAGAAUGAAAAGAAAGUCAGAUUCAUCCAUGACAGCCGACCCAACAUCAACCAAUCCAGCUUUCAUCGACCGAAGAAGAACGUUCCGAAUAAUAAGCACCAUUGGAAUAACAAACAUUUCAACAGUAACAGGGGUGGCCGUGGGGCUUACAAAGGAAGAGCUAACACACGUCAAUUCAAUCAAUAUUCUCAGACUCGACAAGUCCAUCGACAUUCGACUUCACCAGCUAACACAUAUCAAGUCGAUCAACAGUCUGAUGCUACAUCGGCACGCUGCAACUGUUAUCGUUGUGUUCAGGAAUGGAAACACGUUUCUUCUCGCCUAGAUUCGUUUGAGCGACAGGUUAGUAAGAGUUGGGAGGUUAAAAAGAACCAAACCAUCAGAGGAAAUGCCAAGCUGGUGACGCCAGUUUGA
This is a messenger RNA of Penicillium taxi, 927 nucleotides long. RefSeq lists its product as uncharacterized. NCBI's taxonomy places the organism in Eukaryota, Fungi, Ascomycota, Eurotiomycetes, Eurotiales, Aspergillaceae. Bases 1 to 927 code for a protein of 308 amino acids. The record is from RefSeq and is a predicted model, not a curated record. The transcript has a single exon.